Messenger RNA from Ananas comosus (pineapple), 974 nucleotides. Its product is annotated as nascent polypeptide-associated complex subunit alpha-like protein 1. Gene Ontology annotation, cellular component: nascent polypeptide-associated complex; cytoplasm. Lineage: Eukaryota; Viridiplantae; Streptophyta; Magnoliopsida; Poales; Bromeliaceae. The record is from RefSeq and is a predicted model, not a curated record. The transcript has 4 exons. Gene Ontology annotation, biological process: protein targeting to membrane. The coding region runs from base 133 to 744 and encodes 203 amino acids.
CUCUCGGUCACCAUUUUGGGGCUUAGGGUUUUAUCCGUUCUCUAGGGUUCCUUCUCCAUUUCCCUUCUCCCUUUCCUCUCCUCUGCGGCGACUCUCUUCUAGGGUUUUAUAGAUCCCAUCGAUCCCAUCGCCAUGACGGCCCAGACGCAGGAGGAGCUCCUUGCUGCCCACCUCGAGCAGCAGAAGAUCGAUACUGAAGAGCCUGUUGUUGAAGACGAUGAUGAAGAUGAUGAUGAUGAUGAGGACGAUGAUGACAAAGAUGAGGAGGAUGCUGAGGGGCAAGCUGGUGAUGCUAGCGGAAGAUCAAAACAAAGCAGAAGCGAGAAAAAGAGCCGCAAGGCCAUGCUGAAGCUCGGCAUGAAACCCAUUCCAGGUGUCAGCCGUGUCACUGUCAAGAAGAGCAAGAAUAUACUAUUCGUCAUCUCAAAGCCGGACGUCUUCAAGAGCCCUGCCUCAGACACUUACGUAAUAUUUGGCGAGGCGAAGAUUGAGGACUUGAGCUCUCAGCUGCAGACACAGGCCGCCGAACAAUUCAAGGCGCCCGACCUCAGCCACGUAGUCUCGAAGCCCGAGGCCUCUGCCAUGGCUCAGGAUGAGAACGAGGAGGUGGAUGAGACCGGGGUCGAGCCCAAGGACAUCGAGCUCGUCAUGACCCAGGCUGGGGUCACUAGGGCCAAGGCCGUCAGAGCGCUCGUAGCGGCCGACGGUGACAUUGUCACCGCCAUUAUGGAGCUCACCAAUUAAGUGCUUUUGUAAGACUCGUUCUAAAAAUAGUUAUUUAUUUUCCGGAGGCGUUCAUGCUCGUGCUUGUUUCGAUGGAAUCAAUGUAAGAGUUUUUUUUUUUUUUUUGUGUGUUUUUCGCAUGCUUGUUGUUGAACCUUCACAACUUUUCGCCCAUGCUGGCGGUUAUGCUGACAAUUUAAGAUGUGCGAAUUCCAUAUGUUUAAUGUUGGGGUUUUAGGUUUACUUCAUAU